Cheilinus undulatus (humphead wrasse) is the source of this 1925-nucleotide messenger RNA. RefSeq names its product transmembrane p24 trafficking protein 5 (gene tmed5). NCBI's taxonomy places the organism in Eukaryota, Metazoa, Chordata, Actinopteri, Labriformes, Labridae. Gene Ontology annotation, biological process: intracellular protein transport; endoplasmic reticulum to Golgi vesicle-mediated transport; Golgi organization. The transcript has 4 exons. The record is from RefSeq and is a predicted model, not a curated record. The coding region runs from base 252 to 938 and encodes 228 amino acids. Gene Ontology annotation, cellular component: endoplasmic reticulum; COPII-coated ER to Golgi transport vesicle; endoplasmic reticulum-Golgi intermediate compartment.
AUUGAAUGCUAACUUGUUAAAUUAGCUCAUAAGGAUUAUCAUUAAAUGAGUGAAUUUUAGGUCAUUGUCGUGGUAAAUUAUCAUUAAAUUUUGUAUAUUUUAGUUAGGCGGGGUCCUGAAUCUGAAACAGCCGUGAGACUAUUUGUAGUGAAGUGAAGUUUGGGCGAACACAGCUAGCUGCUCUGCUCUCACUCCGAAUCGGCGGCUAGCUGCUGGAGCUUCGCCUCGGUCUAUCCUGUCUCUCAGACACUAUGGAGCUGUCCCGGAGGAUCCUGAAGGUUCUGUCCGUGUUCGUCGCUCUGUUCUCGGACAGCUUCGUGGUGCUGGCUGGCUUCUCUCAGUCCAUGGACAGCGACUUCACGUUCACUCUGCCCCCCGGACGGAAGGAGUGUUUCUACCAGACCAUGAAGAAGGAUGCCUCCCUGGAGAUAGAAUAUCAGGUAUUAGAUGGUGCCGGCCUUGAUGUAGACUUCAUCAUCUCCUCUCCCUCUGGCCAAGUCCUGUACAGCGACUACCGCAAGUCAGACGGGGUCCACACAGUUGAAACUGAGGACGGAGACUACAUGUUCUGCUUCGACAACACGUUCAGCUCCGUCUCAGAGAAGCUCAUCUUCUUCGAGCUGAUCCUGGACAACAUGGACACAGACGAGGACCCCGACGACUGGAAGGAGUACGUCCACGGGACUGACAUACUGGACAUGAAGCUGGAGGACAUCAUGGACGCCAUCAACAACGUGAAGGCUCGUCUGGGGAAGAGCGUCCAGAUCCAGACGGUGCUGCGGGCGUUUGAGGCUCGUGACAGAAACCUGCAGGAGAGUAACUUUGACAGGGUGAACUUCUGGUCCGUCAUAAACCUCAUCGUCAUGAUGCUGGUCUCGGCAGUCCAGGUCUACCUAGUCCGCUCGCUGUUUGAUGAUAAGAGGAAAAUUCGUACAUAACGCCGCCGUGCAGGGAAGGACAGAGAGAGACUAACGCUCCGAACACGCAAACCUCUGGGACCGUUUUUCUCCUGACUUUUAACGCACCACGUCGUCGACACGUUUAACCUGCUGGACGUUUGGACCCCCCCUCUAACCGAGCUGUUACUCUGAUCUUCAGUGAUCCGGACUCACAGGGACCCUGGGAGUCUGGAACAGGAACUUUUGAUAGCCUUACCUUAGCUGCUGUAACCCCAGAAAACAAGCUUGUUUAUGAUGAGACUAUUUUUCUAUCGGAGCCUGAAGUUACAUGUUCAGCUGCCAAAAUGUCCUUCUUUUCUUGGACGUGUUUUUAUUUAAGUGUUUAUUUCUGCCAAAAAGGAGAAGGGUCUUCCCUCUGUGUUACUGAGAAGCCUUACUUGUUUGUGGGUCUGAGGCCUUUGAGUAUUUCUGCCGCUGCCAUCCUUUGGUGUUAGUAAAGAGUCAUGUUGUUUAAACGCAGACAUCCAUGAGUCAUCAGGUUUUCUAGCCAAAUUCCACGUAUUUUUUCUCUCCAAAGACAUCCACUUAAAGCUGUUGAAUUUCUACAGUCGGCAUGUUUGGUAAUUAUAUUUUAAAACUUAGAUAAUCAAAAAGAAAAGUAAAGACAAAGUACAGCAUUUGACCUUAAAACGGCUUCUUUCUCAUGCUGAUGUGGAUUCAUAGAUCAGAAUUCUUACAAGUGUAGAGCCAGACCGAGCAACAGUCAUAAUAAAAUUACCCCACCACAGGGGCGUCAAACUCAAUCACAGCAGGGGCCAGAUUCUGGAUUCAGGUCUAACCUGAGGACCCAACAGGGUCAACAUUUAACCAGAACUGUCAACCUCAUUUUCACUAGUGAUAAAAUACGAAAAAAGCACUUAUGAUGGAUCAUUUUGAAAUUCAAAAAAGUAAAAAAAACGAUAAGUUUAAAGGCUCAAAUCUGGGAUUCAAAAUUCCAAUUUACUACUUCAAAAGAUCAGAACAUGA